AACAAACACAGAACUGUUAAGUGAAUGUGGACUGUGGGGGCAUUGGCUUUCAAAUGCCUACUUGGCGAAAGAUCCGAAGCAGAUCAAUUCUCUCCGACUUUCUCUCUCUCUCUCUCUCUCUUUCUCGCCGUGAGCGCAGAAAAAGAAAAAGAAAACUGAAAAUCUAAUCAAGAAGCUGUCGGAAAACACUUCUUGCCCGUGUAGGAUCUUUAUAUCAACCACCUAUCUUCUCCUGCCUUCCUUUUAGCUUCCUCAUAACAUUAAUUCUGUGUCUUUUCUUCUUCUAUUAUGCUCAGAUUGGAGGAGACUAUACAUUGAUUCAUGUGCUUAGAUUUUGAUAAAUUCUUAACAGCUAUGUCGUCGAAUUCAGAGUUGCUUCUCGUCAAAGAAAAUAAAGAAAAGAUCGAAUACAAUCUCUUGGAGAGACCAACCGUAGAUUUUACUGAUUCUGAUGAAACUGGGAUUAUUACUCUUCAGUGGCAUCAACAAGAACAAGAAGAAUCCAAGACGAGAGAUUCUUUAAGGCCGCUAUCUCUCGGAGAAUUGGAGGCAACCGAAGGUGAUAAUUAUGGAUUCAAAACACCAGCAUCUUUGGAUCACAAAAUCCCAGCGAUCAAACAGUGCCCACCAGCACCAAGAAAACCCAGGCCUGUACUUUCGACUAAAAGAAAAGUCUCAUCACCAAACAUACGAAGAAGUCUACAACUUGAUCUAUCUCAACAAGUGGAAUCGCUUUUUCCUAGGCCUAUUCUUGCUGAUUUGUAUCAGAAGAUGAAGAAAGCUCGAAGAGACAACGAUGACAUUGACACCCAUUGAAUUACGAAUACAUAUAUGUAAUAAUGAUGCAAUUGGGAAAAUUAAUUAGUUUUAGUUUUCUUGUUUUUGUCUAUGAAAUUAUGGGAUGAGAACCUGAGAUCUUGAUAAGAUGUGAUUGGAGUAGGUAGCUAGCUAGGACCCAAAUGAUCUUGUAAAGUUAAAGUUGCAAAAUAUUAAAGAUUUAGGAAAAAAGAAGGAUGGGGAAUUCCAACUUUACUACUGCAUCCAAGGCUCUUUUGUACUCAAGGUCUUAUGCUGUUCUAAAGUAAGAGAAUUUAUUCUCAGAGACUUGAACAGAACAAGAAGCUUCUACCUGCCAAAUUUU
Hevea brasiliensis (rubber tree) is the source of this 1141-nucleotide messenger RNA. Its product is annotated as cyclin-dependent protein kinase inhibitor SMR3-like. Bases 322 to 816 code for a protein of 164 amino acids. Lineage: Eukaryota; Viridiplantae; Streptophyta; Magnoliopsida; Malpighiales; Euphorbiaceae. The transcript has a single exon. The record is from RefSeq and is a predicted model, not a curated record. Gene Ontology annotation, biological process: regulation of DNA endoreduplication.